AUGUUUCUGAAGAGUGGGAUAGAGAAGAUUCUCAGUGACAGAGAUAUCAAGAGGAAGGAGAACUUGCAGUUGAAGAAGGCCUGUGAGAAUGCGCUAGGUAGCUUUAUAGGUGUUCUGACGGGUUUUCAACAAGUUUUUCAGAUGAGCUCAAAGCUGAAGAGGAGCAUCCGACGGUAGAAACGAAUGAGGAAAGCUCGUUGGGACCCGUGGACGCCGAUCGCUAUUUCCUACCUUUUGAGCUCGCCUGCAGCUCCAAACAACCCAAAAUUGUCAACGUCGCUUUGGAUUGCCUACAGGUUUCCAAUUUUCGAAUUUUGAAACGAACUAUAGUUGAUUUACUCUCAUAGAAAAAAAUGAAAAAAUGAAAAAAAUUCAUAAACUUCAAAUUAAGAUAUGUAAAAUUGUCAUCGAAUUCACAAAAAGGUGAUCAUUUUUUUGAAUAACGAGUUAGUUUUUAAACGAACGGAACCAAUUUAAAGAUAGAAAAAAAUAAGUUUGGAACUCUUUUGGGGCGAUUUUUCCCCAUCGAAACAAGCUUUCUUAAAGAUUUUUCCGAUGGUUUCCAAGUUCAAUAAAAGAAAAAAUAACGUUGUUUGCUCUUUUUUUCUAACUUGGUAGGAAAAAUAAAUAAAAAAAUGAAUAAUACAUUUUAUAAGGCUCUAAAAAAACUAGAAGAUAAUAUAAAAAAAUUUCUUCAUAUGAUUAAAGUUACCUGUUAAUUCAGAUAACUAGAUUGAACUUUUUGAUAAAUCUUUGUUACUUUAGGGUCUUCUGAGUCCAGAGCAAAAAGAAUAUUCUCGCAAAAGAUCUGGUUUCCGAGUUAAGACGCUUCAAAAGCUUGAAAUAGCGCUUUUAUUUCAUAACUUGCGUAUUAUGCAAACUUUAAAGCUUCACAAAUCGAAAACAAGAUUUGUUGGAGCAAAUCUGCUUCUUUUUUUUCGGAAUCAGGAGACCCUAAACUAGAUUUAAGAAAAGAUUUAACAAGAGGGCUUAAAAACGCUCACUAGGAUGUCUUAGGAAAAAAAACCCACUUUUGACUGAAAAAAACCAAAUAUUCUCGUCUCAGUGUUUGAAGAUGUUAUUUAGUUCCCGGUUGAACUUUCGAUGAAUCUAUUUCGAAGUAUAGUAAAAGAAGAUUCCAGAAACCAAAAUAUUCAGAAGCUGAUUGCCUAUGGACAACUGACAGGACGAGGAGCAGACACCUCAAAUCCGGAUAGAAGGCUGAUCGAUCGGAUCGUUGAAGCUAUCUGUUCCUCGUUCCUGGGACAGGGUACAGAUGAGACAGUUCUGCUGCAGCUGAUCAAGGUACCAUUCGCGGCAGAUUUCUUCAUUUAUUCGUUUUUAGGCGAUUCUGGCAGCCGUCCUGAGCGCCUCCUGCGAGGUUCACGAGGCUUCCCUGUUACUCGCCGUCCGCACUUGUUUCAACAUAUACCUCACUUCGAAAAGCGCCAUUAAUCAAGCCACUGCCAAGGGGACGCUCACUCAGGUUCCUCUUUCUGGUGGCUUAUAUCAAUGGCCUCGCUUUUUUAGAUGAUCAACACAGUUUUCGGGAACAUGGAGCGGUUCGGCAACACGAAAGACGACAACACGGUUGUAAAAGAAGUCGUGGAAAUGCUGGUCAGCACCAUCGCGUCCAACGAAAUUGUUAGUUUAGUCAAUAUUUUUCCUGUUUCUAUUUUAAUUUGGAAAUUUCAUUCCGCACAUGAUAAGCUUUCGUUUCCUCACUCUGUCAUUUCGAAAUUUUCUCAAAGUUGAUAUUUCGUUCUUAAUAUUUUACUUUUAAUUGAACCAGUCAAAUUUUCGGAAGAGUUUUUGCAAAAGCUUACAUCUUUUAGUUUUUUAAAGCUCCUACAAGGGAGGUCGUCUUACUUGGCGGUUUGGAAUUUUCUAAAAAUUUGCUCAGACACGCUCUGAAGGUCUAGAUGAAGAUUCCUCACGGUUUCUUCCUGUGAAAACUUCUAGUUUUUGAGAUAUGAUUUUUCAAAGUUGCGAAAAAUGGCUUUCAGGCCUUGAAAAUCAAUUAUCUCAAAAUUAGAAGCUGGCGCGGGUUGCAACUUAGAUGAAUCUUCAUGUGAAGCUUCAGAGACCGAUUUAGAAAGUUCGUAGAAAAUUCCAAGCCAAGAAAAAUGAUUUUCCGUGUUAGGGAAAGUUUUGUAUGAAGAAUUUGCUGCAGCUCGUGUCCUUAAGAGGAAUGUUAGGAGAAAUAUGAAAAUUACAGAAAAAAGGAAAAACUAAGCAGAGAAUUGAGAGGAGAUGAUUUGAAGCUCAUUUUGAACUACUAUGAGAUGCUUCGAAGCUCAUUUUGAACUAAUAUCAGAGCGACGAAAAAAGUGAAGGCGUGCGCGGAGGGUCGACGGUUGGCGAAAGCGAGCAGAUCGAAGACCAACUGACCUUCGUCAACGUCCACCAGAAGGACGCCUUCCUAGUGUUUCGCGCCUUGUGCGUCCUCGCACAGAAGGACGAGGGCGACACGAACGACGCCAGGUGGGCUUCUUCUUCAGCUUCAAUAGGGAAAGCAAUUAGUUGAAUUUUCCUAAGAAUUGGUUUUCGAUGAAGACCAAUUUUCAACAGAAGGAGAUCUACAGAUAACAAAAACUUUCGAAAGAUUUUUUUUUUCAUUUUUCUUUUCUGAAAAUUGGCCUGAACCCUUCUUGAUGUGCCAGAUGAGGAUCCUGAAAGUCUCAACCUGCAAAACUUUCUGGUUUCCGAGAAAUGAGCCAAAAGUCUCAAAUUAGCCUAUUUUAUGAUUUUUGAAGGUUUUUUCGACUUUGAGGCGUCUUUUCUCAAAAACGAGGAAGUUGUGCAGGUACAUCAAGGAGUGUUCUGGCCAAUUUUCAGGAAAAUCUCAACUGCAGAGAAAAAUGACCUGCCUUAAGAGAACUUUUUUUUCAUGAUGACCACACCGAUUCGCUUUUUUCCAGAAACACGCACCUGCGGUCAAAGCUUCUCGCCUUGGAAAUGCUGCUGCUCGUCCUCCAGAACUCCUCGACGGUGCUCCAAACAGCCCAACCCUUCAUAAUCUUGAUCAAAAAGUCCCUCUGUGUUGCGUUAUCCCGAAAUGCUGUUUCUUCCAACGUCCAGGCGAGUUUUCUUCCCCUUUACCAGAAAUCUCACCGAGCCUUUUAAGGUUUUCGAAAAAUCUCUUGCCAUUUUUGUCGUUCUCCUCGACAAGUUCAAAGUUCAUCUCAAAAUGCAGAUCGAGGUUUUUCUCUUCCUAACCAUUUCCAGUCUUCGAAUAAUAUAUUUUCAGGUGUUUUUCAAAGAAAUUAUUCUCUCGAUGCUCGAUUCCCCUUCGUGUCCCUUCGAACAUAAAUGGAUUGUACUCAACACUAUAGGUUCCCCUUGAAUAUAGUCUCGGCCCUAAAGAACGGCUACAGGUAAAAUAUUGGCGAAUCCCCAGUCGGUCGUCGACAUGUUCGUCAACUACGACUGCGACCUCACUUCCCACAAUCUCUUCAAAAGCAUUGUCGAGGUCGUUUCCAAAACCACCCGCACGCCGAUCAACGAGAACGCGACCGUUGCUCAAAAAGAGAAGUUUCCCGCCCUUUUCCUCCUCUUUUUGAACAACGGCACUGUGUAGAGAAAGAGCGAUGCGACUUCUGGGCCUGAGUUGCUUGACGGAUCUCCUGCAGUGCCUCGUCGACUGGUUCCAAGUUUGUGAAGUGACAAAGCUGAAACACGGUGAGAUUCACUAUUCGUUCUCAAUAUCCUUUUUUUAAGACCUCGACGAUUCCGAAUCGUCCGACGUGGUGGUGAAAGAGGACUUUGAGAAGUUUGAAAGCUUGAAACAGAAGAAAGAUCUCAUCGAACAUGGAAUUCAACUGUAAGUUUCCUUUCCUGACCAAGAAAAUAUGGGAAACGAACGUUAUAAGAAUCUGAUAGCCAAUGUGAGUGAUGUUGAGUAUUGUAAUUUUCAUUUUCCUUGAGAUAUAAGCAAAGUCAGAAAGGGUGUAAAAGGCUCCAGAAAUGUUCCUUUUAGGGUUCCUAUUUUGCUGCCUUUUUGCGCCAUUUCGUGGGCUGUUAUACACCACUUUUGCUGCUUCUCCCUUUUUCAUCCAUUUCUUGACCUCUUAAGUCCUAGAAAAAUGCAAGGCUCGAUAAAGGGACCCUUUUUGCUGCCUUUCUGUGGCCGUUCUGCUGCCUUUUUUGAGCCUCCCCCUUUUUGCAGCCAAUAUUCAUUUUUCCUACUUUGCCCUAGUAUAGCGCCCCGCUUUCUUCAUUUAUUUUUGCAUUAAUAUCCUAAAAAAAAAAACAGAUUUUAGAUUUUUAGUAUGUUUGUCCGAUCAUGUCCAAACAAGAUUAUGAUUCUCCAGGUUCUCCCAAAAACCGAUGCGAGGCCUGAAGUUUUUGCAAGAAAACGGUUUCGUGAGCAACGAUCCAGUCGAAAUAGCCGAGUUCUUGUUGAAAGAAGAACGAUUGGAUAAGACAGUAGUUGGCGACUUUCUCGGCGAUCCCAACGAGUUUUCCUCCCAAUCAAUUACUUUCCGAAACAGGGGACUUGCAGCUUCAACAAGCAAGUUAUGUACGCCUACGUAGACGACCUCGAUUUCUCGGCACUCGAUAUUGUUUCUGCGCUGAGGCUUUUUCUGGAAAAGUUCCGUCUGCCUGGAGAAGCUCAGAAAAUCGAUCGAUUGAUGGAAAAGUUUGCGUCUCGGUACUGCGACUGUAACCCCAGGUUGGGACUGUGGUUUUUACUGUUUUUGAAUUUUUCUCUAAAGCCUCGGAUAUUUCGCAUCGGCCGAUACGGCCUACGUCCUUGCCUAUUCUAUCAUCCUUCUGACGACAGAUCUCCACAGCCCCCAGGUCUUUUUUCUAUCAUUUUCCUCUCUCUUUCAUGAAAAGAAUACAUUGAAAUGUUUAUUUUUCGCUCACGGACAGAAUUCUGUGGCGUGGAGAACCAGGUAAGUUAUAUUUGCCUCCACUUCAAUUUAAAAAGUGUUUUGGGUCGAUCUUAGAAUCACCAGAGUAAUCCCUAUAGGAGCAACCCAAGAAGCCCUUGAAGAGUCCUCUCUAUGAACCACUUUACCAACCCCUAUAGGGGCCACUCAAGCUUUCAAAGGGGCCACUAUAGAUAUUUUAGUUAGUGAGCCAUUUACAGUAGUCUAAGCGAAGAAGCAUUUCCAUGCGAAAAACUAAAUAAAUAAGCAAUUUUUGAAUGAAAUUGUAAGGCCCCUAUAGGGGCCAUUUGAGCUUUAGGGUCUAAGGAGACAGACCAUGAACCCCUACAGGGACCACCUUGAUUUUACCCCUAUAGGGACCACUUUAGAACUCCUAUGAAUGAAAAAAGUUUAAAAAAAAAGUAACUUAUAAACGAGUUGAAGCAUUAUGGGACAUUUGCUUCCUCAUCAAAAGUCAGUUUAUCAAACAAUUUUUAAAUCUUCUUUGGUCAUCUUCAAAAACCAUAACUUUUAGUAAAGCCUCAACAUUCAGGUCAAAAACAAAAUGACGAUCGAGCAGUACGUGAAAAUGAAUCGCGGAAUCAACAAUGGAGGCGAUCUUCCUUCCGACUAUCUGGCUGCCAUUUACGAAGACAUCUCGAAGAACGAAAUCAAAAUGAAAGCUGGUGCCAGCAAACUUCUUCGAGGUUGGACAUAGCCUUAUAGGAGUUGCUCGUGAACUAAUUCUUUUGACCUGUAGGAAAUAAUCUAUGCCUUUCAAAACUUUUGUGAGGAUGAGAAAAGUAAAAUUCGCAUUUGUUUGAGUUUCGUAUCGAAAGAGAAAAAAGGAACAAAUUCCGUUAUUUGAGCGGCUGUCGGACAAGGGAGCGGCAACGACAAGCAGCGACGGGCGAUGGCCACCCUCGAACUGGAGGCGAUGAGCGAGACCGCGAGGUCCCUGAUGGAAAGCGCCUCCGACGCCGACGCCAACUUCGUCCCCGCACAGCACCAGCAUCACGUCAAACCCAUGUUCAAAGUAAAAUCUCUUCUUCAAGCUUCAUUCGGUCACAAGGAUUUUUUGAACGAGUUGAUCAGAUCAAAUCGCUUUAAAAAACUACUAUUUUAUCAAAAAGGAUAUAUCUUUAGAAAUGAUUUGGUUAGAGAAAAAAGAAGUAGCUAAUAUUGGGAUUAUUGGUUUCCGAAGGAAAAAAGUCUUAUUAAAACAGUGCUUUUCAGAUGAAACUCUGAAUUUUCUUGAAAUUGUUUUUUCAAAAAUUUUCAAUAUGUAGCUUAGGACUUUCGAGAUCUCGGUUUAAGAUAUCUGUGAAAUUUUUCAAUUCUCUGCUGCAAGAAAUAGUUCAAUUCAAAAAUAGUAAGUUGGAAAAUAGGAAAGAAAGGGCAAAAAAUGUCCACUUUGUUAGCUCGGAUAUUGGUAACGCGAAACGGACGUUUCUGUGAAAUUCUAGGGAUCACUUAAGAGAGCUGACACUACUAAAGUGGUCACUAGAACUGCGCAGAAACGUUUGUUUCACGUUACAAAUGUCUGAAAGGGUUUCCAACUUCCAGCUCAAAAUAAUGAGCGGCCAUUGUUAUUGGAGCCCCUGACUCUAACUAGGAUCGUUUUUUUACCCCCCCCCCCCCCUUCUCCGGUUGCAAAGUUUCAGCAAAAGUCCAAUUUUCAACUCUUCAGAUUUGCUGGACUCCGUGCUUGGCGGCGUUCAGUGUCGGCGUGCAGAUGUCGGACGACGAGGAGGAGUGGUCCCUCUGUCUGCGCGGAUUCCGUCUCGGCGUCCGUGCCGCCUGCAUUCUCGGCGCCAAUCUCGAGCGCAACGCCUUCAUUCAAGCCCUGGCUCGGUUCACGCUCCUCACCGCCAAGAACUCUCUGGGCGAAAUGAAGGAAAAGAACAUCGAGGCUAUCAAACUUCUCUUGCUCAUCGGUUUCUGUUUUCCUUUGCUCUAUUCGAAAUCCUUUGAUUAAUCCUUUAACCUAUCUUCAUCGAAAAAUUUGUUUAGGAGACGAAGACGGCGACUACCUUGAAGAGAACUGGAUCGACGUGAUGCGGUGUAUGAGUUCCUUGGAACUCGCCCAGCUCAUCGGUACGGGACUCGGCAGCAGUUCUUCGCGAGAAGCGGACAGCAGUCGGCAAUGUAGGCGUCGUUUUUCUUCACCAUUGCAAGGAUUUGCCAGACGUGCUGAAAAACACGGGCGGUCUCGACGAAAGGACCCUGGCGAGCCUCCAAGACGCGUUGGGUGAGACGAGUUCGCAGGCGGUCGUCGUCGCCGUCGACCGCAUCUUCCACGGCUCGUCGCGUCUUUCCGGCGAGGCCAUCGUCUACUUUGUCAAAGCGUUGUGCGCCAUCUCCCGAGAAGAACUCGCCCAGGCCGCCGCACCUCGGAUGUUCCUCCUGGCCAAAGUCGUUGAGGUUGGGGUUGAAAACUCGUUUCAUUUAUUUUGAGAAGUAUCUGAACCAGGAUUAACGCUUUUUCAUCAAUUUCAUGACUUCUGAAAAGUUUCAACCCUUUAAGAAAAAAUGCAAAAAAGAUUUGCUCUUGACAGGAAUCGAACCUACCCAAAAAUUCUUUCAUGAGACAGGCUCUCUAACCACUGCGCCAGCUUACCUUGAUCUAAAAGGAAGGUCCAGGCGCGUACAUAACUUUUCCUGGGUUUCUUCAUGAAGCUUUUUUCUCAGAAGCCUGUGUGAUUUAACAGAUAAUCUAUAUUGUUUCUGAGAGCUCUCAACAUAGUCUAUAAGCUACCGUAGUUUCAACUUGAUACGUGGACCCGAGCUUGAGUCAGUCUUUUUUUAAACAGAAGAAAAAAUUGCGGAUGGGUUUCGGUCCUUAUACAAUCGUCAGGCCUUUCCAGGUCGCCUUCUACAACAUGAACAGAAUUAGACUGGAAUGGAGUCGUAUCUGGGCGGUGAUUGGAGAACACUUCAAUAUGGCGGGUAUUCAACGGUUUCUCGCCCCUUUUCCAAGUGUUCCCAGGCUGCAACACCAACGAAGCCGUCGCUCACUUCUCGGUAGAUGCUCUACGGCAACUCUCCAUCAAGUUCUUGGAAAAAGGAGAGCUGCCCAACUACCGAUUCCAGAAAGACUUUCUAAGACCUUUUGAGGUUGUUCAACGACUUAUCCCCCUUGAAAUCCAAAAUAUAGGUGAUUAUGACCAAAAAUCGAUGCGUUCCCACUCGGGAUCUGGUCGUCCGUUGCUGUACCCACCUCAUUGAGGCCAACGCUUCCAAGCUGAAAUCCGGCUGGCAAAACCUCUUUUCGGUCUGGACCUUGGCUGCCAGUUCGUUUUAUUUAUUAUCCAAAUAAUCUUAAAGUAGCUUCGUAGGCGAAGUCGGAAAGGGUGGAAAGAGGCUCCAGAGAUAUUUUCCUUUUAGGGGGACAGAGGCUCUUUUUUUGCUGCCUUUUUGUGCCAUUUCAUCGGCUCUUAUGCACCAUUUUUGCUGCCUCUUCCAGCAUUUCUUGACCCUUUAAAAUAGAAGAAAAAAAAAUGGAAGGCUCGAUAAAAAGGAUCCUGUUUGAUGCCUUUUUGCAGCCUUUCUGCGGCCUUUUUGAGCCUCUCCCUUUUAGCGGCAAUUAUCCACCAUUCCGAUUUCCAGACAGAAUGUUUAUGUCAUAGAAGGAGCGAAUUCUGAUGACUUUUAUUUCUAAUCCCCUUUUUCUUCGAACUCAUAAUAACUGCUAGGUGACACCAACAUGGACAUUGUCGAAACGUCAUUUUCUUCUGCCGCGAAGGUCGUUUCCGAGCAAUUCAAAGCGGACUUUCCGGCUUUCAUUGAUUCUUUCCAGGUGAUUGAAAACUAGGCCUUUUAGAAAUUCAACAAAACUCCCAGGAAGCCUUGAAAUGCCUGCAAGAGUUCGCCUGCAACUCGAACCUCCCAGAAAUGAACAUGGAAGCGAUCCGGUUGAUACGAGUUUGUGCUGGGUUGGUUCUUUUCCUGGUUUUUCUCCUGGUGUGCCCUCAGGUGGCCAGUGAAGACGUUGUAGUAAAAGAUUUAAAAGUGCUAAAAAGACUGCUAAAAAUAACGAAAAAUGGUUUAUACAGUGCUUACUAUAGUAAGGUCAUUUUACUUAAAAGUUGAGAAAUUUCUAAAGUUCGGCCAGUAGAAUCCUAGGUGUACCAGGAGAAGAUUCUGGAUGUCUCAAUCUGCACAACUACCUAUUUUUUGGGAAAUGAGGGCCUAAAGUCUCAAAUAGCUUAUUUUUCAUGGAGUUUUAGUAACAAGGACUCAAAGCUCAAAAAUGGCUUGUUUUAGCUGAUUUUCAGGCUUUUUUUUCGAGUUUGAGCUUUCCUUUUCUCAAAAACAAGGAAUUUUCGGAGGUUGAAGUUUAUAGUAUUUUAUCGUGUAUGUUCUGACGAGGUUUCCGAAAACUCCCAACCACAAAUUGAAAUGACUUGCCUUGUGAGAAAAGUGAUCCCGAGAAGUAUGAAUUUUCCAGAAUAUAGGUGGAUUUUAGAGAGCAUUGAGAUUAAAGUGAAAGAUUGAACAUUAUGGAUUUUUAGAUAUCCUCUUGGAAAAAUUAAAAAAAUCGAGUCUUUCUAGAAAAUUAUAGAGAAAUUGAGAAGAAUGUCGAACUUCCUAAAAGGGAUCCUUGUGAAGUUUCCUUUUUCUCUGAUUUUCUAUAUUCAAAUUUUUCUUUGCUCUCUACUGGGAUGCCUUUUUACUUUACAGUUGGGAAUUUUCGGCAAAAAUGGCCAGAACACUCCUUGUUGUACCUGAAAGUACCGCACAACUUUCUCGUUUUUUGAAAAAGACGCCUCAAAGUCAAAGAAAACCACGAAAACCCAUAAAAAUAGGUUUUUUUUUCCGGGGUUCUAGGCCUUAUUCCUCGAAAGCUAUGAAGUUGGGCAGGUUGAGACUUCCAGGAUCUUCAUUUGGUUCAACAAGGAGGGUUUUGGCCAGUUUUCUAGAAUUUCCAAAACUGAAAGUAAAAUGACCCCUGAGAGUACGUUUGUUUCUAGAGGCUAGUCAAAAAACUAACAGUUGAAUAUUCAUGUCGUUAAUUUGUGAUCCUGAUUCCAGGUACGUAGCUUCGAAUCAGGAGAAGAUAAUUGAAGCAACGCGUGACGACACAGGCUCCGUCAGUCCCGAACAGCACGUUUGGCUGAGAGGAUGGUUUCCCAUUUUCUUCGAACUGAGGUUCCUAGACCUCCGCUGUGCCAAUAAGUUUCAGAGAUUUGCAGUUGCAUCAUAAAUCGUUGCAAAUUGGAUGUCCGGACGCGGAGUCUCACUGUUAUGUUCGAAAUCAUGAAGUCUUUUGGCCACGACUUUCGUCCCGAAUGGUGGAAAGACCUGUUCGAGAUCGUUUUCCGCAUCUUUGACCAUGCUAAAAUGGACGAACAUAGGAGCGACGUAACUUGUUGGACUAUCUCUUCUCAUCUCCCUUGUUCAUUGACAGAAGCGCGAGUGGUUGAGUACGACUUGCAACCAUGCGAUGCUCUCAAUCGUCGACAUCUUCACUCAGUUUUUCGAGCAAUUAUCGCAAUACGCCUUGCCGAUGAUCUAUAAACAGUUUGCGGUCUUCAUCCGACAGCGUAGGAAGUUUCGUCCGGAAGAGAUGAUUUUGAAAAUGUUGUAGAGAAUGAACAACUGGCGCGGUGCACAGUAACCUGCUUGGAGUCUCUGAUUCUCCACAACGGAGAGAAGUUUCUCCCAAGGGAAAACUUGAUUGAUAGCUAGAUUUCCAGGUUAACCGACGAUAUGUGGGUACAGACUGUCGAGCUGAUUCGCGAACUCUUCUCAGCCACCCUGCCCAAGUCGUCAGUUUCUUUUCCUAUCUAUAUUUUUUCCAUCGGAAUGAUUAUUGAAUUUGACAAGUAAUUUUACUCUUGCGCUUUGGAUUCUUCUGAAAAUUGGCUCAAACAGUCUCUGAUUGUCUAGAUGAAGAUCCCUCAUAGUAGCUACCUGCGCAAACUUCUAGUUUUCGAAAUAUUUAAGUUUCAAAGCUCGCGUUUUACACAGAAGGAGACCCCAUAAUGAAGUUAUUACUUCCCUUGUUUUACUUUGCGACUUGAAUUUUCCUAGGAAUUGGCUCAAACAAUCUCUGCAGGUUUAUAUGAGUUUUAUCAAAGUUGCAACCCACGCCAGCUUUUAGUUUUUGAGAUAAUUAAUUUUGAAGUACGAAAAAUUAUGCUCAAGGGGCGCGCCGUAGCGCAACAGGUUGUGUGCCUGUCUACGGUCCACAGGGUCACAAGUUCGAUCCCCGCCCCGACCCCAACCAAGGGUUUAAGAAAUGUUGGUAGUGGGAAACCACGACUUCAAAAUCCCCAGCCGUCACACACAAGGACGGAUAUGUCACUGGAGCCAGUCCACUGAUUAUCAUCAGGAUAGGACAUCGGCUAAUCGACUUGGGGCGCCGACGCCGCUCAAGCGGUACAAAGGCGUAAGAAGAAGAAGAAAAAUUAUGCUCAAAACUUAUAUUUCUUAUAUUUGAAAAAUCAUAUCUUUUAAACAAUAGGAAGAAUCUAGACAUUUAGAGAGUUUUUGAUCAAAUACGUAGAAAAUUCCAAACCGCAGAGUAAAUUACCUCUCUUGUAAGGUUACUGACGUGGGACCCGUCGAAAACGGCAAACGGAAGCGCCGAUCCGGUUUCUGAGGCUAUGACCAAUGGGUUCGUUCCUCAAACCGGUCAUAGACCAGAUUUUGGUUUUUAGUCACUCGGGAAACGCCCUCUUCUCCGAGCAAAUCGUCUUUUGUGUGGUCCAGUCGGAAUUGGUCGACGCCGUCACUCGCAUCGUUUUGGGAAACAAAAAGAUGACUGGUAACAUUUUUUGGAGUAACGGAAAGAAUCGUCGGGAGUUCAGAAGCUACUUCGCAGCCGAGUCCGAACGAAGACGCCCUCGCAAAACGGGAACGUGACGGUCUUUUCACGACUAUGAAGCCUUCUCUUCUUCUCAGGUAUGAGAUCAAAAUUUUACGAAAUUCAUGGGAACAAGUUUUUGAGAAAUCUUCAUCGUGUUGUUCUUAAUUAUCAAUAGUUCUCAUUGAGAUCUUAUUAAUUAGAACAAAAGCGAGAAAGAAAACAUGUCUUCCGGUGGUAGCCGUCCCACGCUUCGUUUUGAACCUAACGAGACUAGUUCUUGGUCGAUUUGUCCUAUUUUAGUGUUUGUGACGCAUUGGGGGACAGUCAAAAGCUUGCCAAGCAGUUCAACGACAACAACGGUCAGAGGACCUUACUAUGGAAGGCCGGACUGCGGGGAUCCAGCAAACCGAAUCUCAUCAAGUUGGCUUAGUUGUCAUUUCUCUCCACCUGUGGUUUCAGUCAGGAAACGCGAUCCUUGAGCGCCAUGCUAGCCAUCCUUCUGCGACUUCUCUACGAUAAAAGAGAGCCGGAUCUGCGCGAGGAAGUCGGCAAGCGUGUUCUGGGGUUUCGUGUUAUUCGGAGAUGACCAUAACCGACGGAUGCUUUCAGAGUCGUGUCAGCCGCUCUGACGGGCUAUGGUGAGGCUGAAUCGGAAGCGCGACGGAACGCCUACGGGCCCGUGAUUUGCGAACUGCUGCGAGAGUGCAUCAACCUUCCUCCCGGGCUGUUGCCGGUGCUCGGCGAGCAGUUUCCCUUGCGGCUCUGUGAGCUCGUCGAAACGGCCGAAGGACAGACGAUGCGGCGGCUUCUCGCCACACUUCUCCGAACUCUCAUCUUCAACAAGGACCCUAAAUCUUGA
Caenorhabditis auriculariae is the source of this 12550-nucleotide messenger RNA. NCBI's taxonomy places the organism in Eukaryota, Metazoa, Nematoda, Chromadorea, Rhabditida, Rhabditidae. The record is from the annotation of a GenBank genome assembly.